AUGACAAAUGGGGUCAGACUUGAAAAAGAACAGUUGCAGGACCAACAUAUCACUCACACAUUUGACACAGAGAUCAAAUUCCCGCGGUUAUCACAAUCCACCAAUAAGGCCACGGAGAUUUUUCCGGCAACACGAAAGGGAGAGAGAGCGGUAAUACGAAUAUCGGCUUCGUGCCAACUUUUCCUUCCUGUCCGCUUAGUUGUUCGUGGUUUGGCGUGCGUGGAACUUUUCUUUUUGUUACAACAAAAAGAUCCAUCGAGCACUAUUACCUCGGGAUCGAUGAAUGAUGUUUCAGGUGGAUUGGUCAAGGACACAUGUUGUCGUCCAGAACGUAAUAUCUUAUCCGUCUUCGAUCUUACAAAAUGGUGUCACUCAAAGGCUUAUAUGGAAUAUAUGGCAAUGAUAAGUGAACUGAAUGAUGCAGUGAAAGGUGUUAUGUCAACGGAAGAUAUCCCUAUCAGUCCCAAAGUUAUGGAUGCAAUUGACAUUUUGGACGAACUUCAAAAAUGGACAUUGGAAUAUCCACCAGAAGAUAUGGGAACACAGCGUUUUGGUAAUGUUGCUUUUCGUAAAUGGUAUCAGCGUCUGACAGAGGAAGCUGACGAUAUAAUUUAUGGCCUUUUAACUGCAGAAAAAAAGAACUUCGUGGUGGAAUUACUUCCAUACUUUUUGGAUUCAUUCGGUAAUGCAACGCGAAUUGAUUAUGGAUCAGGGCACGAAGCCUCCUUUUUAAUAUUUAUGCUUUGCUUUCGUAAACUGGGCGUAUUUGUGCCAGCAGACAAUCGUGCUCUUGUGCUUCGAUUAUUUCUGAAAUAUAUACGAUUAGUACGGUGUCUUCAAACUACUUAUAGAAUGGAACCAGCUGGAAGCCGGGGCGUUCAUGCACUAGAUGACUUUCAGUUCAUACCUUUUCUGUGGGGCAGCUCUCAGCUUAUCGGAAAUAAGCGAUUAGUACCAGAGUCUUACUUGAAACCCGACAUUGUCGAAAUACAUGCUUCAAAGAAUUUGUUUUUUGAUGCUAUCCAGUACAUCAAUAACACUAAAAAUGGUCCUUUUCAUGAGCAUUCAAAUCAGUUAUGGAAUAUUAGCGCUGUACAAACCUGGGAAAAAGUCAAUUCUGGCAUGUUCAAGAUGUAUGAAGCUGAAGUUCUCAAGAAAUUUCCAGUAGUGCAACAUUUUCAGUUUGGAUCUUUGUUUUCAAUAGAACCAGUAAAAGAAAUGAAUGAUCCAAAUUUGAUUGAUACGGAUAAUAAUGCCAUAGACUCUUCAAAUUCUGAACGUUAG
Acanthocheilonema viteae is the source of this 1284-nucleotide messenger RNA. NCBI's taxonomy places the organism in Eukaryota, Metazoa, Nematoda, Chromadorea, Rhabditida, Onchocercidae. The record is from the annotation of a GenBank genome assembly.